AUGGCCUCUCCGCGCUGCGCUGCCUCACUGCAAUCAUUGUUGAUGAGCCUCGGCGCUUUGUGGCCUCACUACCCUCGUAGCUUCACUGUGCUUGCAGUCUUACUGCACUUUACGGCUUCACUAGCCUUACGGCCUCUCUGCGCCCUUGGUCUCUACACUCGCGGCCUUACUGAUCUUAUAACAUAUGCCCUAGCGGGCCCUCUACACUUCAUGGCCUCUCUGAACUUCGAGGCCUCUCUGCUAUAG
Penicillium cosmopolitanum is the source of this 246-nucleotide messenger RNA. RefSeq lists its product as uncharacterized. Bases 1 to 246 code for a protein of 81 amino acids. The record is from RefSeq and is a predicted model, not a curated record. The transcript is spliced from 2 exons. NCBI's taxonomy places the organism in Eukaryota, Fungi, Ascomycota, Eurotiomycetes, Eurotiales, Aspergillaceae.